Molecule: messenger RNA, 3153 nt
Organism: Lodderomyces margitis
Lineage: Eukaryota; Fungi; Ascomycota; Pichiomycetes; Serinales; Debaryomycetaceae
Exons: 1
Coding region: 1-3153 (1050 amino acids)
Molecular function (GO): protein binding
Source: RefSeq, a predicted model, not a curated record
AUGGGGUUGUUUGGUUUGAAAGUAGGUGGUAAUCGUCAUAACAAUUUCCACGAACAGCAACAACAUCCACAACAACAGUAUCAGCAUCAGCUGCAAUAUCCACCUCCCAACAUAAACCAUUUGCAUAAAAGGUCCGAGACUACAAACUCAUACACUGAAAGUGAGUUUCUGUCGACUGGAUCUUCCUCGUCGUAUACUUCCACGGAAUCAAUUGGGUAUCAUCCACAUCCAAAUCAUACCAAACCUUCGACAUCACCGAGACCAGUGAAAAAAGUUCCCCUUGCUUUGAGACCAAAUGUGGAAAUGUUACUGAAUGUUGGAAACACCAUGGCAGGGAAUGACGAAAAAAUUGACACCAUGCAAAAUGGCAAUCUUGACUACAGUAACCCACCUCAACCACAGCAACCACAACAAAGUUUUCAGUCACGAAAGGAUCCUGUCGCUCCACUGAGACAAGUAAAGAGGGAAAGUGUGGUCUAUGCCGGUAAUUAUGGGAGUCAAAACCAACCUGUUUAUGAUGGCGGUAAAACUUCACAACACAAUAUACCUCGUAAACCAGUGAUUCAAACUCAUACUCCAGAGAGAAGAUUUUACCCAAAUUCCCAAUAUGCAUCAGGAAAAGUGGGUGGAAACACAUCUCCUCAGGAGAUUGAUUUAAACACUACACCGACAUUCGGAAUAUCUGCAAAUGCGAGUCAGCAAUCAUUGCCCAGAACCCAGCAAGAUAAAGGAGCAAGCAGGUCUAAAGGAAAUACACCAAAAAGGCCAACAGCUGUGCAAGGUGAGCCACAACAACAAAUCCCGCAACACGAUCCAUCACUGCAAUUCAACCAAAAUUUGUACUUUGGUCAUCAACAAGCACCACCAAUGAGACCAACUGCAGAUGCUAGUGUUGAUGACGAGGCAGUUUCAGAAGAAGAAGAUGAUGAUUCAGAAACAACCAGCACCAACUCUUUCCAACCAACACAGCAUCCGUAUUAUGAGCAAUGGAAACAGUAUUACCAAGCUCUAGCAAUGCAACAGCAGCAACAACAGCAGAGAAAUUCAAUGUGUUUUCAGAAUGACCCACAAUUUGCAUCCCAUUAUAAUCCCAUGAUGCCAUAUGGGUAUCCUCAAAUACCAAUGCCAUAUAUGAAUAAUGGUAUGAACCAAUGUAUGAUGCAGCCACAACAACAGCAACAGCUCAAUCAAAUGGAGUCGCAAGUGUUGCAAAAUCUGCAACUGCAAUCGUCUAUUACAAUCAAGCAAGGAGAAAGAAGAAGAAGAAGUUCGCAGAUUCCUCAAUCACAAUCUUUGCAAAACAUGGGUCUCCAGCAGCAAAAGGCAACUAUUCCUGGCACUUAUUGCGAAAGUGACCCACCAUUGCUGCAUAUGCAUGAGCAACCACAUGAUUAUUUACAAGCUUAUCAGCGCAAAAAAAACAUUGCCACUGAUAACGUGGUUGAAAACAAUGAACUUUUGAGAAACUCACGCAAGUCCACCAUCAAAUCCAACAGAUCAAUCUCUGAACCGCAGCAUGCUUUCAAAAAGACUGGUGGAGGAUACAGGGUUAGCUCAUUGGAAUCAAAUUUUAAGCCUCAAGCUUACAAUGUUUAUAGUGAGGAUGAUGAAGAAGUUGUUGAAGAGCCACCAGUAAGGGUUGAUAAAAUAGGGGUACUGCAAAGUAAGAACACCGACAUUACUCAGUCAAUGUCAAAUUUGGUGUUGAGCGUUGAUAAAGAUGAAACAACUGGGUCAAGACAGAUUUCUGAUUACACAAAAUAUUUGUUUGACGACGACGAUGAUGAUGAGAGUGAACAAGAGGGAUGUAAUGGUGAGGACGUGACUGAUGCUUCUCAAGAGGACCAGAACCAAACAAUAAUCGCAGAUCAAGCACCAUUAAGCGAUGCACCGGGUCACAUGGCAAUAUCAUUAACCAGAAAGGAUACUACUUCAUCAGAAGCGUCAUACAACUCGAUUCAAAAAGAGGAGAAUUUCCAAGUGGCGCCACAGCCACCAUUGACUAGUACCAAGCUGUCUCCAACUACCCCACAGAAGCAGAAAAAGGGCACCAAAGCCAAGGUUCAGCAAGAUGGGUCGCCAUCAGCAUUUUCACCACCACAACAACUGGAAAUAUCACAAAUGUCUCAACCUUGGCAACUGCAGACAAGCUUUGACAUGGGAAAUAACAUGUCCAUGCCCGAUUUAGGCAUGAUGUCACCGUCUAACCCAAUGAUGCCCAUGCAAAUGCCCAUGAAUAUGCCGCCCCAUAUGAUGAUGCCAUACAACAAUAUGAACAUGAUGGGAAUGAAUAUGGGAAUGGGUAUGGGAAUGAACCCCAUGGUGUAUCAAAAUGGUGGUGGAUACCCAGCACCAAACCCAGCAAUGAAUCGUCAUAGCAUGAUGAUGAUGAUGCCUCAGGAUACUCGACGUCAAUCCAUGAUGAUGUAUGACAAUAUGUCAUACGCUAAUAAGAGAAACAGUAUGCCGAUGGGGUUGCAAGGUAAUAGUUAUCAACAACAACACCAGCAGCCAAAAUUAGAUCCUGAAACUCAGAAACGAAUCAAAGAAUUCAAGAAAUUACGUAGUAAUAUUGCAUCAGGCAACAAGACAAUGGAGUAUCGAUUACUUUGGACAAAGAUGUUGAUCACGGCAACAAAUUUCAAAUUAUAUAAUUAUAUCAAUAUCAAAGGAGAGUUUAUUCACCAGCAAGCACACCUGCCACUGCAUGUUGAAAAUAAUAAGGCGGCAUUUAUCAAAGCAUCAGUGACUCAUAUAGUCAAGAUCGUUAAAGAAAUUGAAUCAGGACAUGGGGAAAUGAAGUCAAGUUUGAAAUGCAAGGCAUAUUUCAUCUAUGCCUGUUUACUUAAAAAUGACUUUGUUGAAGCUUAUGAACAAGAUUUCGGCAUUGGUAAAAACAUCCCCGCCGCAAUCAAGUACUUCAAUAAGGUGCUUGAUUUGAAUCGACGUGAUCCGAGAGUAUUGUAUAAAUUGGGUGAAGUUUACGAGUAUGAUGUGAGUGAUGAGGAUAUGGCGGCAAUGGCCAAUGCGACUGACGAAGUGACGAGUGCUAUUGAUAAGGCAAUUGAUUAUUAUACUAAUUCAGCUCAGUAUGGGUAUGAACGAGCUGAGGCGAAAUUGGCCAAAUACGGUAUCACGAUAGAAUCGAUAUAG